Messenger RNA from Tupaia belangeri chinensis (Chinese tree shrew), 945 nucleotides. Its product is annotated as olfactory receptor 2M3. Gene Ontology annotation, molecular function: olfactory receptor activity; G protein-coupled receptor activity. The transcript has a single exon. Lineage: Eukaryota; Metazoa; Chordata; Mammalia; Scandentia; Tupaiidae. The coding region runs from base 1 to 945 and encodes 314 amino acids. Gene Ontology annotation, biological process: G protein-coupled receptor signaling pathway. The record is from RefSeq and is a predicted model, not a curated record. Gene Ontology annotation, cellular component: membrane.
AUGGGGCGAGGGAACGGCUCCUCCACCGACUUCCUUCUCCUGGGCCUGUUCCCCGACUCCCCGCAUCCUGGCCUCUUCGUCACCAUCAUCCUCCUGAUUCUCGGGGUGGCCGUCAUGGGAAACGCCGCGCUGAUGCUCCUGAUCUGGAGUGAUGCUCGCCUCCACACCCCCAUGUACGUCCUGCUCAGCCAACUCUCCCUCAUGGACCUGACGCUCAUCUGCACCACGGUCCCCAAGACGGCCGCGGACUUCUUCUCGGGACACAGAGCCAUCUCUCAUGUUGGCUGCGGGGUCCAGAUCUUUCUCUACUUGAUGCUGGGAGUGGCCGAGUGUGUCCUGCUGACUCUCAUGGCCUUCGACCGCUACCUGGCCAUCUGUAGCCCCCUGAGAUACUCAGGCACCAUGACCCCCAGAGCCUGCGCGCACAUGGCCGCGGCGUCGUGGGCGGGGGGCGUGCUGGUCUCCCUAACGCACACGGUGUACGCCAUGCACUUCUCCACCUGUGGCUCCAGGAACAUCCAGCACUUCUUCUGCGAGGUCAUGGCCCUCCUGAAGCUCUCCUGUGAGGACACCUCUGCCUAUGAGAAGGUGGUGCUGGUGUCUGGCAUCGUCUUCCUUCUCCUCCCCUUCGGACUCAUCCUGACCUCCUACGCCCUCAUCCUCCUCGCUGUCCUCCGUGUGAGCUCCCCCGAGGGCAGGAACAAGGCCCUGGCCACCUGCUCCUCCCACCUCGGUGUGGCCAGCCUCUACUUCGGCCCGGCCAUGGUUAUCUACAUGACCCCCGGCUCCUCUCUGCCCGCACGGGUGGACCAAUGUCUUUUUGUGUUCGAUGUUAUCAUCACCCCCAUGCUGAACCCCCUCAUUUACAGCUUGAGGAACAAGGAGGUGCUGGGGGCUCUGAGGAAGGUUCUGGGGAGAAAGCUGAAGUUUAAAUGGAAAAGAUGA